GGCAGUCUGAAAUGGGCUCAGAUUCCAGGCUGUUCUAGCCCCACCUCAACCCCUGGCCGGGGAGUGUGGAGUGUGCUGGCCGGUGCCUCCCUCCUAGUUUCUGGGGUACCUGAGGACCACCCUGCAGGCCUGCGGGAUGGAGCAUGACAGUGAGAAGAAGCAGGCCUCAGUGUGCAACCUGGUGGCUGUGUUUGAGAACAGCAGGACUGUGGGAAUAAUGCCUGGACCCCAUAGCCUUGAUGAUCAGCCCCAUAGCCCUGAACACCAGCUGCCCCUGUCUCCAGAGCCUUGGGAGGCACCUCGUGGUGAGGAGGCCUUGAAGUCUGAGCUGCGGACAGUCAGCAGGACAUAUCUGAGCUCCCUCAAAAAUAAGCUAUCGAGUGGAGCUUGGAGGAAAUCCUGCCAGCCUGAGGCCAGCCCAGGACUAGAGACACAGGAACCUGAGGAGAAGAGGGUCGUGCGGGAGCUUCUGGAGACGGAGCAGGCCUAUGUGGCUCGCCUGCAUCUGCUUGACCAGGUGUUCUUCCAGGAGCUGCUGAAGGAGGCAGGCCGCAGCAAGGCCUUCCCUGAGGAUGUGGUGAGGCUCAUCUUCUCCAACAUCUCCUCCAUCUAUUGCUUCCAUGCACAGUUCUUCCUUCCAGAGCUGCAGCGGCGUGUGGAUGACUGGACAGCCACACCCCGCAUUGGGGAUGUGAUCCAGAAACUGGCCCCGUUCCUGAAGAUGUACAGCGAGUAUGUGAAGAAUUUCGAGCGGGCAGCGGAGCUGCUGGCCACCUGGAUGGACAAGUCUCAGCCCUUCCAGGAGGUGGUCACCCGCAUCCAGCUCAGCGAGGCCUCGGGCAGCCUGACCCUGCAGCACCACAUGCUGGAGCCAGUGCAGAGAAUCCCGCGGUACGAACUGCUACUCAAGGAAUAUGUGCAGAAGCUGCCAGCCCAGGCCCCAGACCGCGCGGACGCCCAGAAAGCACUGGACAUGAUCUUCUUGGCCGCACAGCACUCCAAUGCUGCCAUUGCAGAGAUGGAACGCCUGCAGGGCUUGUGGGAGGUAUACCAGCGCCUGGGCCUGGAGGAUGACAUCGUGGACCCCUCCAACACCCUGCUCCGAGAGGGCCCUGUCCUCAAGAUCUCUUUCCGCCGCAGCGACCCGAUGGAACGCUACCUGUUUUUGUUCAACAACAUGCUGCUUUAUUGUAUACCCCGCGUCCUCCAAGUGGGUGCCCAGUUCCAGGUGCGGACCCGCAUCGAUGUGGCUGGCAUGAAGGUGCGGGAACUGACUGACGCUGAGUUCCCACACUCCUUCCUGGUGUCCGGAAAGCAGCGCACACUGGAGCUGCAGGCCCGGUCCAGAGAGGAAAUGAUUUCCUGGAUGCAGGCCUGCCAGGCAGCUAUUGACCAAGUCGAGAAGCGGAGUGAAACCUUCAAGGCUGCUGUCCAGGGACCUCAGGGGGACACAGAGGAGCCCAAGCCACAGACAGAGGAACUGGGCCUCCGAGCGCCUCAGUGGGUCCGAGACAAGAUGGUGACCAUGUGUAUGCGCUGCCAGGAGCCUUUCAAUGCCCUGACGCGUCGGCGCCACCACUGCCGGGCUUGCGGUUAUGUGGUCUGUGCCAAGUGCUCCGACUACCGUGCAGAGCUGAAAUACGACAGCAACAGGCCCAACCGAGUCUGCCUGGCCUGCUACACGUUUCUCACCGGCAACGUGCUCCCUGACAGCAAAGAGGAUAAGAGGAGAGGCAUCUUGGAGAAAGAGUCCUUGGCAGGGCCUGACCAGAGUCUGGUGUGCGGCUUUCUGCAGCUCAUGGGAGACAAGUGGGGCAGGAGUGGCCCCCGGGGCUGGUGUGUGAUCCCCCGAGAUGACCCCCUCGUGCUGUAUGUCUACGCAGCCCCCCAGGACAUGAAGGCUCACACCUCCAUCCCCCUGCUGGGCUACCAGGUGACUGCAGGACCCCAGGGGGACCCUCGGGUUUUCCAGCUGCAACAGUCAGGCCAGCUGUACACCUUCAAAGCGGAGUCUGAGGAGCUGCAGGGCCGCUGGGUGAGGGCUAUCAAGCGUGCAGCUGGUGGCUGGACCCCUGAGGGGCCUGAUGAAGAGGACAUGUCUGACUGAACCACAGCUGGCUGUUCUUCAGGAGCGUUGCCCAGGACAGCCUUUCCGGGCUGACCCCGCUGCUCUGUGACUCCACCACCCAGCAGGUUACCGUGACGCACUCUGUCAUCUAUGUCCAGAUGUUCAUCCCGACUCUGCAUCCAGUAGAUUCGGGUCCUUUCCUUCAGGAAAACUCAACUAAGUGUCCUGGCUGGCUAGGGGCUGGGGUCCCUGAGCUGUGAGUUCUUCAUUGCUGAAACAGGGACAUGUGACCAGUGUUGUAGCUUAGUGCCUGCCUAGCACAUGUGAGUCCUGAACUGAGUCCUCAGCAUGUCACAUGGUGAGGCAUACCUGUGAUCCCUGCGAUUAGGUAGAGGAAGGAGGACAAAAGUUCAAGGUUGGCCUUGGCUAC
Messenger RNA from Onychomys torridus (southern grasshopper mouse), 2498 nucleotides. It is a transcript of the gene Fgd2, whose product is annotated as FYVE, RhoGEF and PH domain containing 2. Gene Ontology annotation, molecular function: guanyl-nucleotide exchange factor activity; metal ion binding. Gene Ontology annotation, biological process: filopodium assembly; cytoskeleton organization. NCBI's taxonomy places the organism in Eukaryota, Metazoa, Chordata, Mammalia, Rodentia, Cricetidae. Bases 137 to 2107 code for a protein of 656 amino acids. The transcript has 16 exons. Gene Ontology annotation, cellular component: cytoplasm. The record is from RefSeq and is a predicted model, not a curated record.